ACCGGUGCGUCAAACAAACACGUUGUGAAAAUUCAAAUUUGCUGGACAGUUCCGGAAAAAUUAUGACAAAAUACUAAAUGUCAUAUACAAAUGGUGUUUCUAAAUAUAGACGCAGACACGGAUCUAAAUCAAGUGACAAUUGUAAGUGCAAUAAAAGUGGGUGUUAUUAAUUUCGCAGUACACAUACAACUGGUUAUCUCUGCGGUUUGGAAUGAAAUUCUGACAUUCAGUGUGCAAGGCCAAGUUCUGACAGCCUUGGUUUGUUUGUUGAUCAUCAAUAUUUUGCUGAUCAAUAUUUUCUGGAGGGUGUACAGACCCAUCAUCUGUAACCCGGAAAUUGCAGGUCUUGUUGCAAAGUACUCAGACCUAAGAAAGAGAAAGGAAGGGCAGGAUCAAGCACACCAGCAGUAGAGACGUUGAAAUGUCAUUUUUCAAGAAGUUCUUUCAAAAGAAGAAACUUGAUGUCAAAUUUAAGAAAGCUGGUGAGGGACAUCGUCUUAAUGAGGAGCGGCCUUCUCCCAGCCGGCAGAAUGUUGCCAGUAACCAUGGUAACCAGGGGGCCAGUGGGGCGAGUCACCAAGAAAACCCGCGACCUUGUAGCACUGCCAGUAGCAGGAUCUCCAGUGCUGACUACGAGCGUUCACUGUCAGAAGAGAAGAGAUUGGCAGCAGAGGCAGCACUAGCUAGGAGCCAAGCACAGAAUAAAAAGGUUCCGGACAGCACGAUGGCUGCCAAGGCAAGAAUGCGGCGUGAAUUGGAGCUUGAAAAGAAGAAACUGGCUGAGGCUCAAGCCCUUGCUCAGAGAUACAGCGAGCCAACAGAGGUCGUUAAAGAUUCUGCUCCCAUGGUCACAGUUCUGUUCACAUGCCCUGACAUUGACGCUGCAGUACUGCCCAAGGAUGAAAUGGAGCGGCACAUUGAAGAGUUCUUGUUGAUGCAGCUAGCAGAGGAACCAGAGAUGGCGUCGGCUCUUAUGAUUGCCACCCUGAACAAAGAUAAGGAGAAAGUAAAAGUAUGCGUAGAAACUCUCUGCAAAUACUUAGAUAACAUUAUUUCAAAUCCUGGGGAAGAGAAGUUUAGAAAAAUUAGAAUGUCUAAUAAAGCUUUUGUGGAAAGAAUCGCUCCAUUAAGAGGUACUGAAGAAUUUCUGCAGGCUGCUGGGUUUCAGAUAACAAGUUUGCCGUUUGAAGACCGAAAUGAAGAUUUUUAUGAAAUGGAUUCAGAAAAAGCAUCUGAUCAAGAAAGACUGGAGAAUUUGAAGUCUAUUUUAGUUGCCUCUGAGCCAAUAAAACCACAGUUAGAUAGGGCUAUGAAAGUUUUCACUCCAUCGGCCAGAGCCACAAACUUCAAUAUCCCAGACGAAUUUUAUGCUGUUUCAAAGGAGGAAAUGAAGAAAGAACAACAGCGGAAACAGGAGGCUGUGGAACAGUUGGGGAUGUUGAGAACGAAAGCCAUGAGGGAGCGGGAAGAAAGAAAAGAGCUGUUGAAGUAUCGUUAUGCAUUGAUUCGUGUUCGAUUUCCAGAUGGUGUUUUGCUUCAAGGCACAUUUAAGGCCUCAGAAAAACUGUCAGCAGUUAACGAAUUUAUAAGACAACAUCUUGUCAAUGAUUGGAUGCCGUUUACUUUCUGUACACAAGUCGGUUUAAAAUUGGACGACGAGAAUAAAACGUUGGCUGAAUGUGGUCUCACUCCUGCGGCCGUUGUGAAUUUCCAGUGGGACAAAACGGUCAUGAAUGAAGUGACGGCCCAGCAGGGCUCUUCUAAGAGUACAUCUGCACUUAAAGCUGACAUUUUGGCUAAAAUUCAAGACAUGUAAAUUAUCUUCAAAACUAACAGAAUCGUAUUUUUGUCAAUAGAACAGACUGUAAAACUUUCCGAUCCCUAGUCUUUGCUUCCAUUUACAUUCCACAAAAUGUGUAAUAUAUAUGGAUAUGGUUGUAAUCAUGCGGUUGUGUUUCUUCAUUAAGUUUACACUGAUAUAAAACCCAAGUGCAAGAUACAUGUACAUACACACUUGCAGAAAAUAAUGUAUGUUGUGUUGUUGAAUAUAACUUCUAAAAAUGUAUCAAUACCUUUCUUCACAGUAUUUAAUGAAAAUUUAAAAUUGUAA
Molecule: messenger RNA, 2110 nt
Organism: Dreissena polymorpha
Lineage: Eukaryota; Metazoa; Mollusca; Bivalvia; Myida; Dreissenidae
Product: UBX domain-containing protein 6-like
Exons: 5
Coding region: 422-1816 (464 amino acids)
Cellular component (GO): cytoplasm
Molecular function (GO): protein binding
Source: RefSeq, a predicted model, not a curated record